Molecule: messenger RNA, 730 nt
Organism: Corylus avellana
Lineage: Eukaryota; Viridiplantae; Streptophyta; Magnoliopsida; Fagales; Betulaceae
Source: RefSeq, a predicted model, not a curated record
UUCAAGUUUUCUCAGAUUUUACAAAGCAAAAGCAAUUUCUCAAACUAUAAAGAAAAUGGCCUCCCAUGAUCAGAGCUACAGAGCUGGUGAAACCAAGGGUCGAGCAGAGGAGAAAACGGACCAGACAAUGGGAACCAUGAGGGAGAAGGCGGAAGCGGCAAAGGACAAGACAUCAGAGAAAUCCCAACAAGCAAAGGACAAGACCUCAGAGACAACCCAAGCAGCCAAAGAGAAGACCUCAAGCACUGCCCAAUCGGCCAAGGAAAAGGCGGCAGAAGCAGCGGAGACUGGCAAGCAGAAGGCGGCGGAGGCGGCGCAAGCGGCCCGCGAGAAGGCGCAGGCCGGGAAGGAGAAGACCGGCGGGGUGCUGCAGAAGACUGGAGAGCAGGUGAAGCAGAUGGCGCAAGGUGCAGCUGAUGCGGUGAAGCAUACAUUGGGGAUGGGCAAAGAUAAUAAUAAUAGUAAUGCUGUUGAGGAUGAUACUCUCAAUAAGCAGCAGCAGCAGCAGCAGGGUCAGGGGUACAAUAAGGACUAGUUUGGAAGGCUUUUGCCUGCAGCUUGUCUUUUGUUAUGUUAUCUCAAGUGUUUAUUUUGUUGUUGGGCAUGUUCUUAUCAAAAGUCCUUUACUACUACUCCCAUUUAGUGAAAGGGAGUGUUGUAUUUGUUUUUUUUUUUUUUUAAUGUGAUUUCUGCUUUAAAUUAAAGAAAUGCAAUGGGGGCAUUUGUCUCA